Messenger RNA from Ornithorhynchus anatinus (platypus), 843 nucleotides. It is a transcript of the gene CIMAP1D, whose product is annotated as outer dense fiber of sperm tails 3 like 2. The transcript has 5 exons. Lineage: Eukaryota; Metazoa; Chordata; Mammalia; Monotremata; Ornithorhynchidae. The record is from RefSeq and is a predicted model, not a curated record. Gene Ontology annotation, cellular component: cytoskeleton. Bases 1 to 843 code for a protein of 280 amino acids.
AUGGCCAUUUGCACCAAGCUUGAAGGAGCUUCGGAUCAGGAUAUCACCUUCCUGGGUUCCCCGAGCAGGCAGACCACCAUCUUCCGGAUGGGUGACAGAGGUCAGAGGAAAGCUUCCAUGAUCGCUGCCCUCCAGACUGGUCCUGGACCUGGACGGUACAACUUGCCCUCGACCAUCGGCUACGUCAACCACGACUGGACCAAGUGGGCAAGCCCAGCGUAUUCCUUCCACCGUCGGUUUAGCAAUGCAUCCCGGUGGGAUUCCAGCCCAGGGCCCUGCUACUUUGUGGAACCGCAAAUCACCCGUUUUGGCCGGAGCAGAGGUCCAGCCUAUUCCAUGCUGGCACGGGCCAAACCUCGGGGUCUGGAGCAGACGCCUGGUGCAGGCUCAUACAGCCCUGAGAAAGUGGCCCCCGCCACCUGGCCGACACCCCCAUCCUUCACCAUGGGCUCCCGGACCCGUUACCAUCAGGUGGACCCCGUCCCCGCCCCCAAUAGCUACACCCUUCCGGCCCUGUUGGGCUCCCGGCUGGCCACCAAACCCUCCAGCCCCAGCUACACCGUUUCUGGCCGGACCCCAAAGGGCAGCUUCUCGGAAGACCUGUCCCGAUCUCCCGGCCCGGGCCGGUACAACAGCACGGACCCCAAUACCUACCUGAGGCGUCGGCCAGCCUUCUCCAUGCUCGGUCGCCGCAGCAUCUCCCCGGCGGUGUUCCAGUCCCCCGGUCCCGGGGCCCACAGCCCCGAGCGGGUGACUGUUCACAGAGCCCGGGCUCCUGCCUACUCCCUGGGCAUCCGCCACUCGGAAUUCAUCACCCCCCUCAUAGUGGAAGUCUCUCCCUGA